CACCGAUCAAACAACACGGACCUGCUCAACACACGAGAAAACCACAAAUUCCCUGCCGAAUUGAAUUACAAUUUCGAAGGCUCAUUGGCUGGACUAGAUUGGUUCGAUUGUGUCAUUCUUCAAGUAUAACGUACACGUGCAAUCAACCGCAAGUGACCCGAGGCGUCAACAAUCCGCAGUAAAGGGACACUCACACCCCUCUAGACACUUGAAAGUUGAGAAGCAAGAAACCCCCUUGAGUAGAAGACUGAAAUCAAAGAUGGAAUCCACCAAUGAGCCAAGGCCCGGAGACGACGCCUUCAAUGGCUUCCAAAUGAGCCUCCCAGAAAACUGUGUUGAGUACAUGCUCUUCCUCAUCAACGAUCAGCCUGAAGCCCAGAGAACCACCCUCUCGAGCCUGGAAACAAUCAGGAAAGCGGCCCUUCAAAGGCUUGACGAGCUCACCAAGGAUUAUAUCUGGCAACGUGAGGCUUUGAAGCUCGAAACGAGGAUCGAGAAUGGCUUAGUUUACCUUCAUGGUCGUACUGAUUACGGUGAUAAUGUGGAAGACGAGUGGCUGAUAGUUUAUUUUCUCCGAACCUUGAGCUUCUCCUUUCCCAACCUAUGGAUCCGCAUCUUCGACAGCGACGGCGAAUUCCUCCUCAUCGAAGCAGCCAAAGUCCUGCCUAAAUGGCUGAGCCCCGAGAUGGACGCCAACCGCGUAUGGAUCAACCGCGGCCAAUUGCGCAUCAUCCCCCUUCUUCCCUCUUCUUCCUCAUCCUCGCCAUCUUCAUCAAAGGCCCACCAGAUCUCCCUCCACGAAGCCCUCUACGUGAUCAGAACCACCCCCAACAUCCUCAUCCACUCCCCCUUAAUCGAAGCCGAAGCUUUCUACCGACUAGAGAAGUAUCCCGACCAGAUCACCUCUUCCCUCCAUCAUGCCCUUGUUACCAUUCCUCGUAAACUAGCCUACAUCCUCCAUAAGCGCCCCAAGGCCGUCGCACCCGCUAUCGAAGCCUUCUACCUCCGCGAUCCCAUCUCACUUAAACCGCUGCUCUCCGCUACUCCGGACUCCUUACUAUUUCCACCACAGGACCUUGUGACCAUCAGCGUCCGCCUCACCAAGGUCCUCUACGCCCAGCUCAAGUCCCAGCACUUUGAUCCGCCACUGGUUUGGAGGGAGCACUUUGUCCAGACUGCGCAAGUCCAAGAAUUGUCUGCGUCUGAAACGGAGGGCGAGGCCCGGCAGCAAGCCUUGCAGAAGCUGCAGACGCUCGCCAGGUUGGAAAUAGGCAUGAAGCUCACCACGGGCUUUGAGAUCCUUGCUCGCGGCGCUGAGAAGAGCGAUAGUCGGGUUGCGAGGGAGGUGGCGCUAUUGCUUGAGGAUCUCAAGGAGGAUGGCGAGGAGGCGGCGCUCCCGACUGAUGAGGAGAUCAAGAAGUGGAAGGAUGUGGAUAGGGAGGAUGAUGAUAGCUGGAUGGAUAUCGAUUUUGCGGAUUUUGAGAGGGAGUUAGCUGGCGGCGGUGGGGUGCAGGGAGAAUCGGAGCAGCAGCACCAGCGACAACAAAACAAAGCUGGUGAAGGCAGAGAUACAGCAGGGCACGCUGUACCGACCUUUGGAGAUGCCACGACACAAGCCGAUCUACGCAAGAUCGUCUCCCGGUUUGAGGCAUUUCUGAAUGACGAAACAGCAGGUCUUGACGGAGCUGAAAUCGAUGAGAUGGAUCAGGAUGACGAUGAUGACGACUUGGAGGACUCGGAUGUUGAUAUGGACAGCGAGGACGAAGACAAGGAAGUGAGUUUCGACGAAGAGCAGUUCUCGAAAAUGAUGAGAGAGAUGAUGGGGAUACCGACGACGACAACAACAACGGCGGCAACAACAUCGUCACCACCGUCAUCAACCACAGGACCCGAGAGCGCCCCGCGACAGCCUGGCACGAAGGGCAAUGGCAAAGGCAAGGAAAAGGUUUCUUUUACCGUCAAUGACGACAAGGACGAAGACAAGAGCAUGGAUACGGGCCACAGUGAGCAAGAGGAACUCGAAGCUCUUAUGGCUCAGAUGGAAAAGGAACUCAACUCCUACGGCGCACUACAACUGGACCCUCAAAAAGCCAAGACUAGAUCCGCGAGAGCAUUGAAGGGUGGUGUGCACGAGGCUUCAUCAGUUCAAGAGAUAGUCAAGACCGCGGGGGGUGGUAGGAGUGAUGAUGAUGACGAUAUGAACGACGAGGAAGGAGAAGAGGAAGGUGAUGAGGUCGGCGUUGACUAUAAUCUAGCCAAGAACUUGCUGGAGAGCUUCAAGAGCCAGGCGGGCAUGGCAGGUCCAACGGGCAAUUUGCUUGGCUUGAUGGGCAUGACGUUGCCGCGUGAUGAAGAGGAUUCUGAUGGAGAGGGCAAGUCUUAGGAGAAGCAAAUGCAAUCUGUCAGUGCUUGGUGGACUAGAUAUUUGGAUGCCCAUCAUGAAGGGAAUCUUGGUAAUUUCAACAACAUCCUUCUCAGAUAAUGAUAGAUUGCAGGUAGAUCGUGGGUUUUGAAGGAAUUUGAUGAUGGAGCAAAUGGCUCGUUGCCAGCCGCAAGACUGAGCGUCGAUAGGCGGAGAGGGACGAUAGUCUCGUUUAACAGCGAGGUAUUCAAGAUUGAACCACGCAUAGAUUGAAACCAGACAUCGUUGGCCUACCUCCUCCC
Neurospora crassa OR74A is the source of this 2664-nucleotide messenger RNA. RefSeq names its product regulatory factor Sgt1. The record is from RefSeq and is a predicted model, not a curated record. Gene Ontology annotation, cellular component: nucleus. Lineage: Eukaryota; Fungi; Ascomycota; Sordariomycetes; Sordariales; Sordariaceae. The transcript has 2 exons. Bases 260 to 2383 code for a protein of 707 amino acids.